Molecule: messenger RNA, 357 nt
Organism: Rangifer tarandus platyrhynchus (Svalbard reindeer)
Lineage: Eukaryota; Metazoa; Chordata; Mammalia; Artiodactyla; Cervidae
Source: the annotation of a GenBank genome assembly
AUGGCAGAGCUAGAUGGUAGGCUGAUUAUCAAGUACAAAGUGAGUGCACAUCCUCCUUGCUCAGGUGAUUCUAGCCAUAUUGGUAAAAGCAGAAGCUUUCCCAAGGAUGCCCCUCCUGCACCACCUCCCAGCCUGGGACCUGGUAUCCUUUCUAUGGCAGUCCUGCAUCCACUCAGCACACCUCACUACACCACUUAUCAUACCAAACAAAAAGAGGCAACUCUUCCCACUUGUGACAAGGAAGAGGGAAACUGUCGCAUGGACUGUGUGGUUCUGGAACUUCCUGUGGAGGUGAGCUAUAGGAUUGAGCUGCACAGAUUCUAUCAUGAAUCUGAACCUAGAAGGAUCAGUAGGUGA